AUGUCCGACGGACGCAUCUACGUCGGGAACCUCCCCACGGACGUGCAGCGCAGAGACCUGGAGGACCUCUUCACCAAGUUUGGGAAAAUCCGUGUCAUUGAGUUGAAGAACUACAGCGGCUCUUCUCCCUUUGCCUUCAUUCAGUAUGAAGAUCCACGGGAUGCGGCUGACGCUGUGUGUGAAAGGAAUGGAUUUGGAUUUGGAGAUGUCAAACUGAGAGUGGAAUACCCACGGGAAUCCUCAAACCCGUUUAGAGGCGGGAGAGGAGGAGGAGGAGGAGGAUAUGUACCAAGAGGAGGAGGAGGAGGAGGAGGAGGAGGAUAUGCCCCAAGAGGAGGAGGAGGAGGAGGAGGAUUUGCCUCAAGAGGAAGAGGAGGAUCUGCGACGCGAAGAUCAGAGUUCCGGGUGAUGGUCACUGGGCUGCCGUCCACUGGCAGCUGGCAGGACCUGAAGGACCACAUGCGUGAAGCAGGAGACGUGUGCUACACAGAUGUGCAGCGUUCUGGAGACGGCGUUGUGGAGUUCGUCCGCAGAGACGACAUGGAGUACGCCAUCCGCCAGCUGGACCGCUCCGAGUUCAGGUCGCACCAGGGCGAGACGUCUGUGAUCCGAGUCUUUGAGGACAGGGAGACGUCCAGCUGGGACAGACCCAGGUCCCGAUCCAGGUCCAGGUCCAGGGGCCGGUACUCCCCUCCGUACUACAGCCGCGGAUCCCCACCUCCUCGUUACUCCUCCCCCCCCCCUCGCAGUCGCUACAGUCCUCCCCCGUCCAGAAGGUACCAGCAGUACAGCCCUCCCCCGCGGCGCUACUGA
Knipowitschia caucasica is the source of this 813-nucleotide messenger RNA. The record is from the annotation of a GenBank genome assembly. NCBI's taxonomy places the organism in Eukaryota, Metazoa, Chordata, Actinopteri, Gobiiformes, Gobiidae.